Protopolystoma xenopodis is the source of this 249-nucleotide messenger RNA. Lineage: Eukaryota; Metazoa; Platyhelminthes; Monogenea; Polystomatidea; Polystomatidae. The record is from the annotation of a GenBank genome assembly.
AUGAAAUCUCGUGAUGUGACUAAUUGGAGGGGCUUAAGCAGCUAUAAAUGCAUAAAUAUUGUCCUCCUUGAGCAGACUGAGCUUAGCGCUGGUCGAGACGGAAAGGAAAACCCUAAGGGGCAAGCAUCUGUGCUACUCUUGACGAAGGUGGGCGAAUUUGUGAAAAAGCGCUGCGAAAACGACAAAGAGCUUAAGGAGGGCUUGACAACCUCUUUUGUUGCGCCAUCCGUUGUGGGGGGAGUUUUUUGA